This is a messenger RNA of Bradysia coprophila, 1265 nucleotides long. RefSeq lists its product as uncharacterized. Lineage: Eukaryota; Metazoa; Arthropoda; Insecta; Diptera; Sciaridae. The record is from RefSeq and is a predicted model, not a curated record.
GAAAAUAUUUUUCUCGAAAAUUCCGAAUUUUGAUUUUGUUAAGUUCCAUUUUACAUAUAAACUUCAGAUUUGAAAGUGAACUGGUUGAACACGGUCCAGUCGGACUGCACCACAAAUAUCAUACGACAACAGCAACAGCGUAUAAUUCCAUCAUCUACAAAACCAUUCAAAAUUCAAAAAUGGGGAGCAACGAUCCGAACCAACAAGAACCAAACACAGAGCAGGAUAAUUCGGAAGGAAAAAAACGUCUCUCAGAUUAUAAAAUUUUAAGUGAAUUGGGUGCGGGAGACUUUGGUACUGUGUAUGAAGUCGAAGAUAAAAAUAAAAAAAAAUUCGCACUGAAAUGCAUUGACUUGACCACGGUGUCUAAUCCGAACCAAUUACGGGAUCGCGAAACUAAACCUAUUUUUUUGAAUCAUCCAAAUAUCGUAAAGUGCUAUGACUUUUGGUUCGAGGACAACAACCUUUAUGUCCUAUUGGAAUUAUGCACAAGGGACACCUUAGAUCACUGGCUGAUUAAUUGCACCUUAUAUGAAAGGAAACGUAGAUACCAAAGAAUCUUCAUACAGAUGCUCGAAGCAGUAGAUUAUUUGCAUUCACAUGGGCUGGUUCAUCGGGAUUUAAAGCCUUCCAAUAUAUUUUUCGGGUACGAUGGCAGAGUCAAAAUCGCUGACUUUAGCACGGUCCUAAACUUAAAGGCGGAAAAUUUAAACGGAUUUGUUCAACAUACUACUCCACAAAAACAUACUACUUCGGUCGGAACUCCUGGAUACAUAGCACCGGAGGUCGAAACUGGUUGUUACGAUCACAUGGUCGAUGUCUACUCACUGGGUGUCAUACUAUUGGAAAUGAUCACUCCACUGCAGACGUUUGAACAGCGUUGUGCAUUAUUUGAUCGACUGCUCAGAGCCGAAUUUCCGGAGAGUUGUGACAAGAAAUUUAAGAACGAGUUCAGAUUGUUCAAAUUAAUGCUGUCACCCGAUCCCAAAAAACGACCGAAAAUUGCCGCUAUCAGACAAACUCAGUUGAUUAUUGCGCAAUCCACUGAGCUUUAUGAUGGUUUAACUGCUAUAAUAACCCGUAUUUCCUUAUUGGACAUAGGAAAGUUCUUUUUAGUAUUCCAAGUAGUAUAUCUUUUAGAACGUUAUUUUUCAAAUCGCUGGAAGAAAUAGUACAUUAUAACGCGAUGUGAUCAGGAGUAAUUUUUCAGUAUGUUAUACGCAUACCGAGAAGAAUACAAAAAAAAACGAGCCAUCAGAACAGUC